Molecule: messenger RNA, 942 nt
Organism: Penicillium canescens
Lineage: Eukaryota; Fungi; Ascomycota; Eurotiomycetes; Eurotiales; Aspergillaceae
Exons: 3
Coding region: 1-942 (313 amino acids)
Biological process (GO): rRNA processing
Cellular component (GO): small-subunit processome; Pwp2p-containing subcomplex of 90S preribosome
Molecular function (GO): protein binding
Source: RefSeq, a predicted model, not a curated record
AUGCCUAAAGCAGGGCUGAAGGAAAAGACCAAGCCGUUGACCAAGCCGUCCGCGCUCGAGACCACAGCCAAGUUCCGCCCGGAAGAUUCAGAUGUCGACAUGAACGACGAAACAAGCUCGGAUGAGGAGAGUGAACCUGAGAAGGAUGAGGCCGAGAAGAAGCUUGAGCGCAUGCUCUUCGGUGACGAUGAGGGGUUCAUGGGCGCAUUGAAAAACCAACAAGCCCGUGAGGCCGGCAUGGCUCUCACUCUACAAAGCGACGAUGAGAGCGGAGUAGACGAAGAUGCCGAGGACGACCAAGAAGCCAUUAAUGAAAUGGCUGAUUCAGACCUUUUCUUCCUCGACUCCGGUGCACCCGCCACUACAGAUAUCAUUCCCUCAGAGACCUCGGAUGCUGAAGAAGAGGAGGAAGAGGCCGAACCUGCCGUGUGGUACGACAGUGACGACGACCGCCUCGCCGUGUCGCUAGCAAGCCAGGCCAGGCUACGCAAACUGCGCACCACCGAGUCGGAAGAUGUGGUCAGUGGCAAGGAAUAUAUUCGACGCCUGCGCAGGCAGUUCCAGCAACUGCACCCCACGCCCGAAUGGGCUACCCCCGAGCUCGCAGCCAAGCGCCGCAAGACCGACUCAGACUCGGACAGCGAAGAUAUCGAGUCGGACGAUGAGAACGAGCAGCUAUCUAUGCAGCCCUUGGCCAAACUCCUCCAGAACGCCUCCGACCUAACCCGCAUAGAAGACAAUGCGCGGUCAGGAGGCAAGCGCAAGUUGCGACAGGAGGUCCUGGACAUCCAGAGACUGAAGGAUGUCGGCAAAUCCCAACCAUCGUCCGUCGACUCUCUGACCUUCCACCCCCACUACCCUCUCCUGCUCUCCUCUGGACCAGCCUCAACCCUCUUCCUGCACCACAUCUCCCCCUCCGCUCCCGCACCAAACCCCUCCUAA